CGGUCACGCCGGUGUACACAGCAGGAGGAGGUGAGGAUUGUAUCAGACUUUGCAGAGAGUAAACUUCUGUGGAGAAACUUUAUAUCGCUGGAGAGAGUGACGCCCUUCACGUUUGGACUUGUGAGGGGCUCACGGUGUGUAUUCGUCUUGGUGCGCUUGUGGUAGAGUUUCUUCGCUCUCUGAAACCAUGGGUAAAGCAAUUCACAAGGCUGUUAGUGUGCGGAGUCUCCCUCUGUUCAUUCAAAGUACUGUCUUUUUACUGCAUCUGUGUAACGCAUAUAAUGUUGGUGUAAAAGAAGCUAGAGUAUAUUCCCAUAGAACUGAUUCACAGUUUGGAUAUACCGUUCAGCAGUUUAAAAACAAGGACGGCAAGUGGUUGCUUGUUGGCUCACCAUGGAAUGGAUAUCCAAAGAACCGAAUGGGUGAAGUUUACAAGUGCUAUCCAGAUGUCUCCUCUUGUUCAGAACUGAAACUACAGACUGGAACUACAAUUGCCAGUGUGAAUGAAGUGAAGACAAACAUGAGCCUUGGUCUGACCCUAGUUAGAAAUUCCAAAACAGGAGGAGUUUUGACAUGUGGUCCUUUAUGGGUUCAGCAGUGUGCAAGUCAGUAUUACUCAUUAGGUGUCUGUUCUGAGGUUGGGCCUGGACUAAAACUGCAGAAGAUCUUUGCUCCAACACUUCAAACAUGCUCAUCAUUCAUGGACAUUGUGAUUGUAUUGGAUGGUUCAAACAGUAUUUGGCCCUGGCCACCAGUCCAAAACUUUUUGAUUAAGUUGGUGGAGAGCUUAGACAUAGGUCCACAUAGUGCUCAGGUUAGCGUAAUCCAGUAUGGCAAUGACCCAAAAGUUGAAUUCGACUUGAACACUUACAGCAAAAAAGCUGAUAUUGUUGAAGUAGCAGGAAAAAUUGCACAAAAGGGUGGCGACCAGACUAAUACUUUCCGUGCCAUUGAUUAUGCAAGACUACGUGCGUAUAAUGCUAAUGUUGGUGGACGAGAAGGAGCUGCAAAAGUAAUGGUGGUUGUCACAGAUGGGGAGUCCCAUGACCACAAUUUACUAAAAACUGUAAUUGACAAUUGUGAAAAAGACAGAAUAACCAGAUUUGGUAUUGCUGUUCUUGGCUAUUACUUACGAAAUGAGAUUGACACCAAAAACCUGAUUAAUGAAAUCAUGAGCAUAGCAAGUACUCCAUCUGAGAAGUAUUUUUUUAAUGUUUCGAAUGAAAAUGUGCUGUAUACAAUAGCAGGAACUAUUGGAGAACGCAUUUUUAACAUAGAAGGUACUGGAGGGCAGGGUGGUGAUACAUUUGAAAUGGAAAUGUCCCAGGUUGGGUUCAGUGCUCACUAUGAAAAGGAUGUACUGGUGUUGGGUGCUGUAGGGGCUUAUGACUGGAGUGGUUCUGUUGUUCAUCAAAAUCCAGGGAAGACAUACACAUUUCCAAAGCAAGCAUUUGCGAAAAGUUUGGAAGAUAAAAACCACAGUUCCUAUGUAGGUUAUGCUGUAACCACUCUCAUUAACAGAGCCCAGGUUCAUUUUGUUACUGGUGCACCUCGAUCCAAACACAUUGGUCAAGUGUUGGUUUACACCUUUAAUAAUACUGGUAGCAUAAAUGUCAUCCAGACACAGAGAGGGGAACAAAUUGGUUCAUACUUUGGCAGCGUGCUGUGCUCUGUAGAUGUUAAUUCUGACUCGAACACUGACAUUCUGUUAGUGGGUGCUCCAAUGUACAUGAGUGAUACAAAAAAGGAAGAAGGGAGAGUCUACAAGUUUGUUGUGCGACAGGGAGUUUUGGAGCAACGGCAGAUUUUACAAGGCCCACAGAGCUUAGAGAAUGCCCGAUUUGGAGCUGCCAUAUCAGCUGCUUCUGAUAUUGACAUGAACAAUUUCAUAGAUGUGAUAAUUGGAGCACCAUUGGAAGAUGAAGGCCAUGGAGCACUCUAUUUGUACAAUGGAUAUGAUACGGACAUUGAAACAAAAUACUCUCAAAGAAUUUUGGCAUCUGAUAUUGAUAAAAAAUUGCAGUACUUUGGACAGUCGUUGGACAGCAAGGAAGAUUUAAAUGGAGACUCCAUAGCUGAUGUAUCUGUUGGCGCCUAUGGGAAAGUUGUACAGCUCUGGUCCCGCGGCAUAGCAGACGUGUCUGCAAGCCCAACAUUUACUCCCAACAAAAUCAGCUUGGUGAACAAAAACUGUGAAAUUAGUGGAAUUCAGUCAUUUUGUUUUGAUAUUAAACUGUGCUUCACUGCCAAAUUUAGGCCAUCUAUAACAACAGCAGAAGUAGCUAUCCUGUACAACAUAACAUUGGAUGCAGAUCUCAACAUGUAUACAGUUCAUUCAAGAGGACUAUUUGCAGAAAACAAAGACAGAUCACUACAGAAGGGCAUUUCUGUAAGAGUUACAGAGCAGUGUUCCACCCACAAGGUUUAUAUACAGGAAGACCCAACUUCUGUAACAUCCAUGGGUGUGCGUGUUACUCUUAGCCACCAAAAAACAGAUGAUUCGCAUGUCCUCGACAAGCGCUCUUCACUCUCAACUGCAUAUUCGAUUCCUUACACACAAGAUUGUGGUGAAGAUGAUAUCUGCCACACAGACCUUGCACUCAGAGUUAAUCAGAAAACAGUACUUGAGAGCAGCCAACUUCCAUAUAUUAUCAGCAGUGUUAACAGAAGCGUAACAUUUGCAGUAAACUUAAGAAACAAUAAAGAAAAUGCAUACAAUGCAAACGUCAAAGCUACUUUUUCAAAGAAUUUGUUCUAUGCAUCGUCCACAAAACCUAUUGAUGGCACAAGAGUGGAUUGUCAGGCUGAUAAGUUUGGGUCAGUCACCUGCUCAGUUGGGUACCCAGUAUUCAAACAAGGACAAGAGGUUUCAUUUGAGAUGAACUUUGAUUUUAACCGUAAUAACCUGCUCAACGAGGCAGAAGCAAGUUUCACAGCUUUCAGUGAGAGCAAAGAAGAGCAGUCUGAAAACAAUAUGGUCAAUAUAUCACUGCCCGUGAAAUAUGAUGCAGAAAUCCACUUUACAAGAGAGACAAGUCAGCAUUUCUAUGAAGUCAGCCGUGACAAAAAAAUUAAAUAUACCGUGGAGAAGCUUGAUGACAUUGGCCCCGAGUUCAACUUCACUUUAAUGGUUGCAACAGGGAAUGCCCCACUUGUUACGAAAGCUUUUAUUAAAGUGAAUCUACCAAAUAUUACUGCCAACAAGAAUCCACUGCUAUACCUAAGUGGAAUCAGUGUGGACCAGGAAAGUGGUAUAAAUUGUGAAAUGAACAAAGUUAACCCAUUCAAAAUAGGACAGAAACCCCACUCACCUUCUUUUGAAGAAGAGGACCUGAAUGGAAUUAAAGACUUGAGCUGCCAUAAUGUAGAAUGCUCGACGUUUAGUUGUACAUUAGAAGACCUGAAACAGAACACCAAGUACCAAGUCAAUGUCACCACAAGAAUCUGGAUGGGGACAUUUGCAGUUGUACGUAUCCAUUUCACUAUACCAGUUACGAUAACUAUGCCAGAAGUACUGGAGAAAAUUCCGGUGGGAGUAAUUGUUGGAAGUGUCUUUGGAGGCCUUAUUUUAUUGGCAGCACUAGUUGCAGUUCUCUGGAAGCUUGGAUUCUUUCAAAGAAAAUACAAACAGAUGAAAGACAUGGAAGGCCCUAGUGAAGAUCAAAACCUUGAUGCAGCAGAUGCCUGAGUUCAGUAUGUCUUCUGCAAUAUUGUUCUCUGCUGUGUUGCAACUUCUGCAGAACUUUGCAUAGUGUAUCAAAAAGCACAUUUUCACCAUGGGACAUAUAAGAUACACAAUGAUGUUUUUAGGAAUUUUUAUUAGAAAGUUUAUAUUUUUUGUAAAAAAAUGACUAUUAAAUUUAAGGAGGACAUAUUGUUUAGGUUUGUAAAUAAAAGCAAGCAUUUUGGGUGUUCGCUAGGUAUUGCAAAUUGUAACAAAGAGGUAAUAUACUCUAAUCAAAAAUUCUUGCUUCUGCCACUCUCACGAUACCUUUUUAUUUUAAAGUGACUGUCCAAAUGAUGAAACUAAAACGAAAGUGCCACUGUCUACAUUUGAUGCAUUUUUUGACAGAAACAUUAUGUUAAGGAUAACCUUUAGAGCCUGACUGAACAUCUUUGUGGUACUUUUCUUGGGAGGUUGUGUCACUUGUGCCUUGUUCCUAGGUUAGGGUUGUGUCACUUGUGCCUUGUUCCUAGGUUAGGGAACACUGGGUGCAACCCGAUCCCCACUUAUCAAUCCAGUAAAGUCUGAAAAGUGAAUCAACAUUCCUUUAAAGUCUCACCUAACCACAAGUUGAAUAAUGCAAUUGUCAGCUUAAGAGUGAGAUUCUCUAAAAGUUGGUAUAAGCUGUUUUACAAAUACUUCAGUAGAAGGCUGCUUUGUGAUGGGAAACUACAGUGGAGUAGCAGAGAAUUAAUGAAAGCUUGCAAAGCCUUCUUCCAUAAUGUCAAAAAAUAUCUACACUCUGUAUCAUUCCAUUUUACUGCUAACAUUUUUCUCUGUUCUUUAUGCACAUAUUGACAUCUGUAGCGUUUCUCUUACUCAACAUCUCUGGCUUUUUUUAUGAGCCCCCAGUAUAAGUCUAUAGACAUUAACUAAGCUGGACAUACUUUUCUUCGCGCUGCUAUUGAAUUACCAGCUCUAAGUGUGUCAGUUAUUUUAAAAAUGUGUUAAUAACAAGGUGUGUAUUUAUUUGCCUAAACAGGAUAUUACAUAUUUGUAUUAUACGAUAAAUAUAACAGAAGCUGGGAUGGAGAUAUUUUUACUACGGGUUACCUGAAUGAAAGUAGGACUGUGAAAAAAAUGUUUUAUACCACCUGUGAAUAUUUAUUCCAUUUUCAUAAGUUUGCAUUUCGCUAUUCAGCCUUUCAAAAUUGUAACAUCUGUAAUUUGCAUCAGAAAGAUAUUUCUAAGAUUUUUCCAAGUUAGAAUUUAUACAAAGUUAAAGAGACUUUAUUCGUAAUGUUAUGUAAAGUUUAUUUUAAUAAGUGUGCACUAACAAGAAAAUCUAUUCAGAAUUUUGUGGUAUGAACAGUACAUUAUUGUAUCAGUGCACAG
Messenger RNA from Protopterus annectens (West African lungfish), 5059 nucleotides. RefSeq names its product integrin subunit alpha 2 (gene ITGA2). Gene Ontology annotation, molecular function: integrin binding. Bases 188 to 3688 code for a protein of 1166 amino acids. The record is from RefSeq and is a predicted model, not a curated record. Gene Ontology annotation, biological process: cell-matrix adhesion; cell adhesion mediated by integrin; cell-cell adhesion. The transcript is spliced from 29 exons. Gene Ontology annotation, cellular component: integrin complex; external side of plasma membrane. NCBI's taxonomy places the organism in Eukaryota, Metazoa, Chordata, Ceratodontiformes, Protopteridae.